Messenger RNA from Quercus lobata, 700 nucleotides. Its product is annotated as copper transporter 6-like. The transcript has a single exon. The record is from RefSeq and is a predicted model, not a curated record. Bases 103 to 549 code for a protein of 148 amino acids. Gene Ontology annotation, cellular component: plasma membrane. Gene Ontology annotation, biological process: copper ion transmembrane transport. Gene Ontology annotation, molecular function: copper ion transmembrane transporter activity. Lineage: Eukaryota; Viridiplantae; Streptophyta; Magnoliopsida; Fagales; Fagaceae.
CUCUUUUAUAAUGAAACAAAUACCAAACAAGAAGCCGCACCAAAUCAACCCCAAAAAGGCAAAGACUUGUGUCUGAGGAAGAGGAAAAGGAAGAGCCGGCAAAUGGAUGAUGGAAAUAUGAAUGGCAUGGGUGGGAUGUCACAACCAUCAACCAUGAAUAACCCGAUGGUGAUGUCACAAAUGACCUUCUUCUGGAGCAAAAACGCAUACAUACUCUUCUCUGGUUGGCCUGGAACAAGCACUGGCAUGUAUGUAUUAGCCUUGAUAUUUAUUUUUGUCCUCUCUAUCUUUGCUGAGUGGUUGUCUCAUUGCCAAUUGAUCAAACCUGGCCCGAAGCAUGUGGUGGUUGGUGUGGUUCAGACCAUUUUGCAUGCCUUAAGGGUUGGCCUGGAUUUUGUGAUUAUGUUAGCUGUCAUGUCUUUCAAUGGUGGUGUAUUUUUGGUUGCUGUGGCUGGGCAUACUGUGGGGUUCUUGUUGUUUGGUAGUAGGGUUUUCAAGGACUCUCAUGCUAUAAAAUUUCCUCAUGAUCCUCAUCCAUUGAGUUGUUAAUGGAAACAAAGACGCCUGUCAUUGCUCCCUUGGGUCUUUCUCGUUGUGUGUGCAUAUGUAUAGAUCUCCCUUUACGCUCUAAUGCAAUGAAACAAAAGGAAAAGCAAAAGGUAUUGUGCAUAUAUAUGUGAAUUGUUUGUCCAAAGCUGUA